AUGCGUGAAAUCAUUUCACUUCACUUGGGACAAUGUGGCUCUCAAAUAGGAAUGGCGUGCUGGGAAUUGUACUGCCUAGAGCAUGGCAUCAAACCCGACGCGACUAUGGACCCCGCCUUCGCCGAGUUUAUGAGCCGAGAGUCAGUGACGACUCGAAACGAGACGGCGUUUCAGACGUUUUUCCACCAGAACUCGUGUGACAAGUUCGUGCCGAGAGCUAUUUUCAUUGACACCGAGCCGACGGUGGUAGACGAGAUCCGAACGGGGGCUUACUCGAGGCUGUUCCACCCAACUCGGCUGCUGAGCGGGAAGGAGGAUGCGGCCAAUAACUAUGCGAGGGGGAAGUACACUAUAGGCCGAGACAUGGGAGAUAUUUGCAUGGAUUCUCUCAGAAAGGUGGCGGACGAGUGUGACGGGAUGCAGGGCUUUGUGGUGUUCCACAGCUACGGGGGAGGCACAGGCAGUGGACUGACCUCACUCCUUCUGGAACAGAUCACGAAUGAGUUUGGGAAGAAGAGCAAGCUGCAGUUCCCCAUCUACCCCUCCCCACAGCUGUCCACGGGGGUGGUCGAACCCUACAACAGUGUACUUUGCACACAUGCUGCUCUUGAGAAUUCGGACGUGGCCUUCUCGAUUGACAACGAGGCCGCCUACGAGAUCUGCCGACAGAGACUGUUCGUGCAGAGACCGACCUACACCAACAUCAAUCGGCUAAUUGCACAGGUCAUCAGUGCCGUCACUUGCUCCCUCAGAUUUGAGGGUCCUCUGAAUGUGGACUUGACGGAGUUCCAGACAAACCUGGUGCCUUAUCCGAGAAUUCAUUUCCCAAGUGUCACUUACUCGCCCAUCGUCCCAGAGUCUCAGGUUGAGCACGAGGACAACACGACAUUUGAGAUUACAAAGCAGUGCUUCAGUGAGAAGAACCACAUGGUGAAGAUGGACUUGAGAGACCAGAAGUACAUGGCCAUCACUCUGCUCUACAGGGGGGAUGUGGUGCCUAAAGAUGUCAAUGCAAGCAUCCGAUACCUCAAGACCCUCCGUGAGGUCUGCUUCGUCGACUGGUGUCCCACCGGAUUCAAAAUUGGCAUCAACCACCAGCCUGCGACCCGAGUGCCUGGAUCAGACCUGGCAGCCACUAAGCGGUCGGCAGUGAUGCUGGCCAACACUUCGGCAAUCAGCCGCACAUUCGAGAAGAUCACCACCAAGUUCGACAUGAUGUUCUGCAAAAGGGCCUUCGUGCACCACUUUGUCUCCGAGGGCAUGGAGGAGGGCGAGUUCCCCGAGGCUAGGGAGGACUUGGUUCAACUCAUCAUGGACUACAACGAAGUCGUCCAGGCAACCGAGUAUCCAUCAGAAGACGGCUACCCGUACAGAGACAAACCCCAGAGGAUCCCAGACGGGGCGAUAGAGGAGGACAAGGAGCAAGAACCCUUCCAGUACUUUAUGGGGGAGCAGCAGAAAAUGAACCAAUUGGAAAACAACAGGGUCAAUGAGGAAUUGAAGGAGUACAUGGGGUCACCCAGAGCGCCCUCAGAUCCAAAAACGCCGGCAGUUACAGAGACGCGCCAGCAGCCGCCACCCACCGGCAACAACACCAGACCGUCGGGUGGAUCAGUUAGCCAGAGAGAACCCCCGCAGAACCAGGGUGGUAAUCAACAAAGUGGGGGUAUGCCGCCUAAACAUAGCUAUACACAAAGGGAUCUCCCAUCUCAGGGAAGCAAACAGAGUUUCAACAACCAGCAGACGCCAAUAAGUCAACCUCAAGUGCAGACCGGACGAUCCAGUUUUAGCCAGUUUGGACCAACAGUCGCUCUUAUGCACGACAACUUCAACAAAGAACAUGGAGCGAAAGAUAUUGGGUCGAAGGAUAAGACGGCCCGAACCCCCCAAAGAAGCUGCCGGAGGAGGUGGAGAGGGCGCCGAACCGCAGUCGGAAAUGGAAGAAGAGCCGCCAGCAGAAUCGGAGGUCUAGCGGAUGAUCGAUGA
Symsagittifera roscoffensis is the source of this 1986-nucleotide messenger RNA. RefSeq names its product tubulin alpha chain-like. NCBI's taxonomy places the organism in Eukaryota, Metazoa, Xenacoelomorpha, Acoela, Convolutidae. The record is from RefSeq and is a predicted model, not a curated record. The transcript has 8 exons. Gene Ontology annotation, molecular function: GTP binding; structural constituent of cytoskeleton. Gene Ontology annotation, cellular component: cytoplasm; microtubule. Bases 1 to 1986 code for a protein of 661 amino acids. Gene Ontology annotation, biological process: microtubule cytoskeleton organization; mitotic cell cycle.